GAUCGCUUCUCCCUGUUCCAUACAUUACCGUCAUCAUGUCCGCUAUGUCCAACUCGUUUGGUCGCCGAUCCAACUCCCGCUUGCCACCUGAAGUGAACCGCGUGCUGUACGUCCGGAACCUUCCGUUCAAGAUUUCCAGCGAAGAAAUGUACGACAUCUUUGGCAAGUACGGGGCCAUUCGACAGAUCCGCUUGGGGGUGGCAAACGAGACCCGAGGCACUGCGUUUGUCGUGUAUGAGGAUAUAUAUGAUGCGAAGAACGCGGUGGAUCACUUGUCUGGGUUCAACGUGUGCGGUCGGUAUCUCGUGGUACUGUACUACCAGGCGAGCCGCGUUCACAAGAGCAUGGACGUCAAUGCAAAGCAACAGGAAUUGUCCCAAUUGAAGGCGCGCUAUGGCGUCGAAUAGACCUAUAACUUCGUAUUAAUCCGAGCUUGUUGUUGCCA
Molecule: messenger RNA, 445 nt
Organism: Aphanomyces astaci
Lineage: Eukaryota; Oomycota; Saprolegniomycetes; Saprolegniales; Verrucalvaceae
Product: pre-mRNA branch site p14-like protein
Exons: 4
Coding region: 36-407 (123 amino acids)
Cellular component (GO): nucleus; ribonucleoprotein complex; cytoplasm
Molecular function (GO): mRNA binding
Source: RefSeq, a predicted model, not a curated record